This is a messenger RNA of Oncorhynchus mykiss (rainbow trout), 4073 nucleotides long. RefSeq names its product E3 ubiquitin/ISG15 ligase TRIM25-like. Gene Ontology annotation, molecular function: zinc ion binding; protein binding. Lineage: Eukaryota; Metazoa; Chordata; Actinopteri; Salmoniformes; Salmonidae. The record is from RefSeq and is a predicted model, not a curated record.
UAGAGAAACGUUAGUGAACUCUGAUACUCUGCUGCACUCCAUCUCUUAGUGUGUCAGCACCAAAAUGGCAACAUCCAUGGAUUCGAUCAGUUGUUCGAUCUGCCUGGAUCCACUGAAGGAUCCUGUGGCUAUUCCCUGUGGACACAGCUACUGUAUGGGUUGUAUUAAGGAUUACUGGGAUCAGGAUUACCAGAAGGGUGUCUACAGCUGCCCACAGUGCAGACAGACUUUCAUUCCAAGGCCUGUUCUCAACACAAACACUUUGCUGGCUGAAUUGGUGGAGAGUCUAAAGAAAACAGGGCUUCAAGCUGCUCCUCUUGCUCACUGUUAUGCUGGACCUGGAGAUGUGGAGUGUGACGUCUGCACUGGGAGAAAACUCAAAGCCGUCAAGUCCUGUCUGGAGUGUCUGGCCUCUUACUGUGAGACUCACCUUCAACCUCACUAUGAAUCUCCUACAUUUAAGAAGCACAAGCUGGUCAAAGCCUCCACACAGCUACAGGAGAAGAUUUGCUCUCGUCAUGACAAGCUGCUGGAAAUGUACUGCCGUACCGAUCAGCAAAUUAUCUGUUACCUCUGUAUGAUAGGUGAUCAUAAAGGCCACGAUACAGUGUCAGCUGAAUCAGAAAGGGCUGAGAGACAGAGGCAGCAGGGGGAGAAACAGAGAAUCCAGAAGAUAGAGAAAGAGAUGCAGACAGUUAGACGUUCUGUGAAGUCACUGAAGCGGUCUGCACAGGCAGCAGUAGAGGAGAGUGAGAAGAUCUUUACUGAGCUAAUCUGCACCUUUGAGAGAAGGUGUUCUGAGGUGAAGGAGCUGAUCAAAGCCCAGGAGAAGGCAGCAGUGAGUCAGGCUGAAGGACUUCUGAAGCAACUGGAGCAGGAGAUAGCCAAGCUGAGGAGGAGAGACGCUGAGCUGGAGCAGCUUUCGCACACAGAGGAUCACAUUCAUUUCCUCCAGACUUUGCAGUCCCUCUGCGUCUCUCCUGGAUCUGAGGCCUUACUGAGCAUCACUGUCAACCAACAUGUCUCUUUUGAGGAUGUGAAGAAAUCAGUGUCUGAGCUGAAAAAUCAAAUAGAAGUUAUCUGCUCUGGGGAAAUUGCCAUGAUCUCUGCAAAAAUGACAAAAGUCCAAAUUUUUCACCCCGUUGAGCCCUGUAGUCUCACGUCAUUCAGCACGCCUCAGUCUGAACUGUUAGUUGGUGAACUAGCGUCAUGUAGAAAUGAUACCACCUUUCAGAAGAUAAGGCCUGAACCCAAGACCAGAGAAGAGUUCUUGGAAUAUUCCUGCCAGCUCACAUUGGAUCCCAACACAGCUAAUAACUGGCUGUGUCUGUCAGAGGGGAAUAGGAAGGUGACGUGGAAUCCAUGGAGUAAUAAGGCCCAGCCUUAUCCUGACCAUCCAGACAGAUUUUCCACCUAUGAACAAGUCCUAUGUAGAGAGGGUCUGUCUGGAACCUGCUACUGGGAGGUAGAGUGGAGCGCAUUCAAGGCUUAUAUAGCCAUCUCAUAUAAAGGGAUUGGCAGAAUAGGACGUGGUGAUGAGUGUUGGUUUGGAGGGAAUGAUCAGUCCUGGAGUUUGGUGUGUUGUUCUCUCCUUGGCUGUUAUUUCUACCACAAUAACAAACGGACUGCCAUACAUGUGCCCCGCUCUUCCAGAAUAGUAGGAGUGUACCUGGACCAUAGGGCAGGAACUCUGUCCUUCUACAGCGUCUCUGACACAAUGACCCUCCUCCACAGAGUCCAGACCACAUUUAAUCAGCCCCUCUAUCCUGGGUUCUGGAUUUAUGCUGGAUCAUCUGUAAAGAUACUGAACCAGUGAUUAACUUUGUUGAAAAUACAGCCAUGCUACUGUAUAUGACAUGUUCAACUAUCCAUGUUGCAAGAUUUUAGCAUUUUUAAAAGAUUUGAUCACUCUUCGCAAUGUCAGCACGUAGUUCUGAUAUCUACCCUAAUAAUCCUCACUAAUCAUGGGAUUGUGGUGACAAUGGUCCAGUCCUCGUGAACUGUGCUCAAGGUUUAAACUGCUACAUAUGGUUUGCGUUCUAUAAUGAUUCAAAUAGGCUACAUGUCCCAAAUGAUUGAACAUCUUGUAAUACGUUAGCCUUAGAAGAUGCCCUAUUGCUAGCGAUCCUCAGGAACAACCACACGAAUGUGACAGAGGAAAGAAAGUUAAACUAACAAUGCAAUGGAAUGAUUCAAAAUGUAAGGAAAUUAACACUAAAGUCAAUGAGAGUUAUAAAUGUAUGUGGGUCUAACUGGCGGUGAUGUCCUAUAGUGGCUAAUAUUUAACACGAUUCAAAUUGUAAAGAACACUGUGAAAAGUCCGGGCAUAUAAUUAAAACAUUCUAGAGAUCCUAAAUCAAUUGAUUUGGCGCUGUAGUGUCAUUUGCACAUGGCUACAGAAGGCUAUAGUUUGGGUCUCCAAAUUGCAUACCAUUAUUAGACCAGUAUUUCAUAAAUGUCACUGUGGAAAAGGUGAUUUGUUGAUAUGCUUCAGUUUGCUGCCGUAUUACUUGUUUCACAUUUGUCUCCAGGGAUCACAAGGUAAAAUAGGUCUAAAACAAUUGUAAUUUAUGUUUACAAUUCCCUUAUCGAAACCGCUCACUCACUUAUUUACUCUUAUCAAUAGCUCCUAUCAAUUUGUAAAUGACAGUGAAUGGAGAAUGGUGUUAUUUCUAUCAGAAAACAAAUAAAUGAGAUGUUCCACUUGGAACUGACAGGUUGCUCAACCUUAUUCAUAAUUUCAUCACGCGUAAAGGUGGUGGAAGUAUGAGUGCAUUAAGUCAAUUAAUCUGUAGACACACCUCCGCCACAGCUUUAUUUGUUUUUAAAUCUCCACCCCAAACGAAUAGCGGGUGAAUGGCAUGCUUUUCUCAUGCUUAAGUUCAAGGUCCGUAUACACGUAGAGAGAAAAGAGCAUAAAAAAGGGAAUUAUUUUCCAUUUACACCGCUUAACUUGGGUAGGAAUUCCCCCUUGGUGAAUAGAAUCCUAGAAUCCUAUUGACUCUUGGAACUAUGACGACCCAGUCCUAUGGUUCCAGUUUACUAUGGAACUAAUCCUGACUAUCACAGAUAUGAUGGAUUUUCACUGAGGUCUAGCUUAAAUUUCACGUUUUAUUUCAGUCUAAAAAAAGACUUCAUGAGAAUUGAUUACAUUGUUGAUUGUAAUAUUUUGGUUUUAGACAAACAGAUAAAUAGACAUACAGAGGGAUGAGUUUCUACACAAAAAUAUAGUGUUGUGUGUGUGUGUUAGUUAGACAAGUAUUGCUGUUCUUUGUCUGUGACCAAAUCUAUAUUCAUUUUUUUUAUUUGAGGGGGGACUACAUACAGAAAUUCAUAUAAUUUAAUAGUUAGCUUGCAUCACAGAACCAAAAAAGUAACAAUACAUUUAGUAUGUAAAAAAUAAAAUAAAAAAUAAUUGUGCCUCCACCCUUUCUGAAUGGCUGUGUUAAUCAUUUCAUGUAACAGUGAAACUAAUUGGUUAAUUGAUCUCAGUAGCAGUACUGUCCCAACCAGGUGAUUUGCUUUUCUCCAAUGCCCUUUUAAGUUCAUGGAGAGAGCUUUGGGCUCCCAUAUCUUUAAAAAAGGACUCAGUCUGGCUUGGUGUUGAUUUAUACUCAGAGGUGUACAAUUCUUUAUAGAAGCAGAAUAAUCUUUGGUUGAUUAAUUUGGGUUCUGAUAGUAAUUUACCUGACACAGAUUCAAUAGCUGCAAUAUCCACUAACCAAUCAUUACGUCGAAGCAUGUUAGCUAUUAGAUGACUGGGUCGAUUACCAUGAAAGUAAUGGUUGAGUCUAACUCGAUGGUUGGCUAAUUCUGCUCUCUGUCUAAUCAAUAUAUUUAGUUCUGUCAGAGAGUAGUCACUACCUGAAAAAAGUGUUUGUUUACAUCGUUAACAACUUUUCCAAUUAUGAUAUCUUCUUUAAUUGUGAUUUAUUCAGUCCGGAAGCAAAUACAUUUGCAUUGUUUUUAAUGAUAGCUUUGAUGGUGUCCCAUAAAGUCAAAGGAUGAUAGACUGAGUUUUUGUUAAUCAUUAUGAAUGAAUUCAAUUCAGUUUUAAAUUGGUCACAGAAAUU